AUGACAAAUGGAUAUUUGGAAACUAUCAUAGAUUGGUUACCAGGCAUUAAGGAAAUACGCUUAAAGGAUUUUCCAAGCUUCAUCAGAACUACAGAACCAAAUGAUCUUAUGCUUGAUUUUAUAUUAGGAGAGUGCCAGAGAGCUGAAAAGGCUUCAGCAAUCAUUCUCAACACAUUUGAUGAUUUGGAGCAUAAUGUUUUGGAAGCAUUCUCUUCCUUAAAUUUGCCUCCUGUGUAUUCCAUUGGUCCCUUGCAUUUACUCUUGAAAGAGGUCAAUAAUAAAGAAUUGAAUUCAAUUGGUUCUAAUCUUUGGAAAGAGGAGCCUGAGUGUUUAGAAUGGUUGAACCACAAAGAACCAAAUAGUGUUGUUUAUGUGAAUUUUGGAAGUAUCACAGUUAUGACAAAUGAACAGAUGAUUGAGUUUGCAUGGGGACUAGCUAACAGUAAAAUACCAUUUUUAUGGGUAAUAAGGCCUGAUCUUGUGGCUGGUGAAAACGCUGUUUUACCUCAAGAGUUUCUGGAAGAGACGAAAAAUAGAGGAAUGUUGUCAAGUUGGUGUCCACAAGAGGAGGUUUUGGAUCAUUCAGCAAUUGGAGGUUUCUUGACACAUAGUGGUUGGAACUCAACGAUGGAAAGUGUGUGCGGCGGUGUUCCGAUGAUAUGUUGGCCUUUCUUUGCGGAACAACAAACUAAUUGUAGAUUUAGUUGUCAUGAAUGGGGGAUUGGUUUGGAGAUUGAAGAUGCUAAGAAGGACAAGAUUGAGAGUCUUGUGAAGGAGUUGAUGAAUGGAGAAAAGGGUAAAGAGAUGAAAGAAAAAGCUUUGCAAUGGAAGAAAUUGGCACAAAAUGCUGCUUUGGGUCCAAAUGGAUCAUCAUUUAUGAAUUUCAAAAACCUCUUUAGUAAUGUUCUUAAAUGA
Messenger RNA from Lathyrus sativus (Indian pea), 915 nucleotides. The record is from the annotation of a GenBank genome assembly. Lineage: Eukaryota; Viridiplantae; Streptophyta; Magnoliopsida; Fabales; Fabaceae.